Molecule: messenger RNA, 198 nt
Organism: Penicillium brasilianum
Lineage: Eukaryota; Fungi; Ascomycota; Eurotiomycetes; Eurotiales; Aspergillaceae
Source: the annotation of a GenBank genome assembly
AUGCCAUUCACUGAAGGAACCUCCGUGACUUUCCCCACUAAGAGUGGGGAUUUUACAAUCGGCACGGUCAAAGGCUUCAAGGAUGGGAAAUACCAGGUGGAAGUUGAGGGAGCCAAGAUAUUGGAAGUGGAAGAGGCAGAUGUGAAGGAAUUUAGCAUUCCGAUUCAGAGGAGAGAUAUCUUUGAUACGUUAAAGUAG